CGGGUAUUCGACUCCAAACUCGGUGAAGAGAGAGAGAGGAGCCGGUACCCGGCGCAUACAACAGCUAGACUAAAUACAUGAUGUUUCGCCGCAGCAACUAGUUUAGGUUUAAGAUGAUGAUAGAUAAGGUUGAAACACAUUCCUUCCAACCAUUACCUCCGCGGGUCGACCUCCCACCUGUUCCAACUGUCCAACAGGAAAAGGCUAUCCGUGCACAGAUGCGCAGAUGCGCGAACAUGGCCUCAUACAUAGAGCCCCAUGUGGUUUCAAGACCCUUUCAGCAAACAGACCAUGUGGCAAGAUAUGCGACAAGUCAAAUUACACCUGUGACGUGUGUCAUGCGAUUUUCCGCACAAACACAGCCCACGAAGAUCGUGGUAGGCGCCCGUGUCCUCACCCUGACAAAGAAACCCUAA
Puccinia graminis f. sp. tritici CRL 75-36-700-3 is the source of this 416-nucleotide messenger RNA. RefSeq lists its product as uncharacterized. The transcript is spliced from 2 exons. Bases 114 to 416 code for a protein of 100 amino acids. The record is from RefSeq and is a predicted model, not a curated record. Lineage: Eukaryota; Fungi; Basidiomycota; Pucciniomycetes; Pucciniales; Pucciniaceae.